AUGCAACCACGCUCGUUCUUUCUCGGAUGCCUCUCAGUCGUCGCACUUGGAUUGGCACAAGGUGCCAUCAAUGUAUUCGUCCAGACGCAAUCGCUUCGGGGCGAAUCCUUCCCAUCAACGAACAACUUACUUGUGUCUCUCGUCCUCGUUAUUCCUAUCGUCGCCCAGACCGCCCUCCUGAUCAAUAUCAGCUCGAUCUACACGUGGCCUGCGCUGUCCUCGGCGCGCCGCACGGCGGUGCUCCUUCCGCCUUUCCUGCUGAAGCUCGCACGCUUCGUUUUGCUCGGUUUAUGCAUAAACGAUGUGCACCAAAAAAGCCAGGAUUUGCGCCCUAGCGGGAUAUCUGCUGCGUCGUGGUUGGCCCUGUGGGGUAGGGAAUAUGCGCAGAUUCUAUGGGUUUUGCAGUCGGUGGACGACCUGUACUCUGCAGCUCUUCUGCUAUUUCACAGGCGGCGCGGAACCACAGGGUUCUUGCCUCGCCGGCGCUUCUCUCUUGGCAUGGCGACAGGAUCGUCCUUCGCGCUGCCCGUUUUCCUCGACAUCGCGCAACUCAUUUUUUCCUAUCUGCCCGCGACUGAUCCUCGCAACGGCCACUACGCCGCGCUCUACAUCGCCCUCGCCAACACCUACGCCGAGACCAUCAGUCUCCUCCUCGUCGCGCUCUGGCACCCCAGUCCCCCCACCUCCGUGCCGCGCACGUCUACACCCAUCCCAGACACCGCGGACCCGACGAGUGCCACGCGCUUCCUCUCCCCGCUCCCCGAGCACCCGCACAUCGAGUUCUUCCCCGCGAGCAGCAGCGGCGACUCCUCGCGGGACUCGGCGACGCUGCACGCCGACAGCGACUCCGCGCUGGGCGCGGACGCGGAGAAGCUGAAGAUCAUGGAGGUGUACCCGCAGGCCGCAUCGGUCGUGGCGCUCCCGCGGGGCGGCUGGGUGCUCGAGCCGUCGAUGUGCUCCUUCAAUGGGUCUAUCCAGACGGACGCGCAGGGCGAGCCAGUGUUCUACGCUGUGUAG
Messenger RNA from Trametes versicolor FP-101664 SS1, 1017 nucleotides. RefSeq lists its product as uncharacterized. The record is from RefSeq and is a predicted model, not a curated record. Bases 1 to 1017 code for a protein of 338 amino acids. NCBI's taxonomy places the organism in Eukaryota, Fungi, Basidiomycota, Agaricomycetes, Polyporales, Polyporaceae. The transcript has 3 exons.